UUAAACUGCGUUAACUUCCUCUUCAUGCACUCUGCCCAUUUGACUGCUCCGCAUGUUAUUAUUGCCUGGAGGUCAUACUACUUCAAUGCAACUUUUCUUGUUAGUCACAUGAAGGUUUCAUGUGCAAGAUUACAAUGUCUUAGAGUGAUGCGGCUUUCAGUCAAACGGGGAGUCAUACUCCUACUAGCCAUGCUUGCAGUGUGUACUCUUACUAGGACCCUUCAUCAAGUACUAAAAUGCUUUGGAGCACUUCCUAGAACACAUCUGAUUUCUGUACUGGUUCGAAACUGGAACCAAACUCAGUAUCCUUAUAACCAACAUACCCCGGUAGUGUUUGUGGGUGGGGUUCCUCGAUCUGGGACCACCCUGAUGCGCGCCAUGCUCGACGCCCACCCUGACAUCCGUUGUGGUGAGGAGACGCGGGUGAUCCCCAGGCUGCUGUCCCUGCGCCAGAGCUGGGCAAGGCAGGCUAAGGAGCGCUGGGCUCUGGAGGAAGAGGGGGUCACUCAGCAGAUGCUGGAUUCAGCCACAACAGCUUUCAUACUACAAGUCAUCGCACGUCAUGGGGAACCUGCUCGAUUGCUGUGCAACAAGGACCCCUUUACACUGAAAAGUGCCAACUAUCUAUCACACAUUUUUCCUAACUCUAAAUUUCUGCUUAUGCUGAGAGACGGUCGAGCGUCCGUGCACUCCAUGAUCUCCAGACACGUGACUAUUUCUGGCUUUAACCUAUCCAGCUACAGGGACUGUCUGACUAAAUGGAGCAAUGCUAUAGAAGCAAUGGUCUCCCAGUGCAUGAUUGUAGGCCGACAUCGCUGUAUGACAGUGCGCUAUGAGGAUCUGGUGCUGCAGCCACGGGCUACCAUGCAGAGUGUGCUGCGAUUCUUGAAUGCACCAUGGCAUGAAGGGGUGCUUCACCAUGAGGAGUCCAUCGGGCAACGAGGAGGCAUAUCGCUGUCUCGGACUGAACGUUCCACAGAUCAGGUGAUCAAACCGGUUAACCUGGAGGCUCUUAAUCGUUGGGUGGGCCACAUCCCAGCCGAUGUCAAAGAGGACAUGGUGAACAUCGCACCAAUGCUCCACAGACUAGGCUAUGACCCCUAUGCCAAUCCUCCAGACUAUGGUCAAGCAGAUCCUGAAGUCAUAAACAAUACAAAAAGGGUAUUGAGAGGAGAUUUCAAAACUCCUUCAAGCUUGAAAAAUAUCUCAAAGAUUCAAAGGAGGUAGCAACUGAACAGAUUUCUGCAUUGAUUGUAGGCCUAAUAUGUGUGUCUCCAGUACUGUUUUGAUUACUUAGGGAAAAAUCAUAACCAGUGAACAUGUUGGAGUCAAAGAUUAUCUUCCUAAAUACUUUCAGUGCAAUGGACUGCUGUCAAAACGACAAAUGGAUGUCUCUGGAAAGACUUGAAACUCUGGACAAAGCACUAUUAUCAUUCUGUUGUCAUAUAACUUGAUAAAUUCAGUGAGAUGAGUCAGAUGAUACAUGGUUUGUUUUUCUGCAUGAAGGAAACUUUCUCAUUAUUUAACGACACUGAACUUCCUGUACAUUUCUCAUCUCUCACGUGUUGUUUUGUGUAACGAGAAAAGACAAACUGUGACGUUGCGCUUGGUGACUUGCUGAUUGCUGUUGCUAUGUGGGAGUGUGCAUGCGUUUUAUUUGCUUGACCUAGUUAAUAAAUGGAGCCAUUAUUUUUUUGCAGCUGCCAGAAUUGCCCUAAUUUCCCUCAAUGUCUCAAAGUUUUAUUAU
This is a messenger RNA of Xyrauchen texanus (razorback sucker), 1747 nucleotides long. RefSeq names its product protein-tyrosine sulfotransferase 2-like. The transcript has 6 exons. The record is from RefSeq and is a predicted model, not a curated record. Lineage: Eukaryota; Metazoa; Chordata; Actinopteri; Cypriniformes; Catostomidae. Bases 25 to 1227 code for a protein of 400 amino acids. Gene Ontology annotation, biological process: peptidyl-tyrosine sulfation. Gene Ontology annotation, molecular function: protein-tyrosine sulfotransferase activity. Gene Ontology annotation, cellular component: Golgi apparatus.